AUGAAAUGCUUCGAACACAAUGCUCCUUAUACUCUGAUCUGCUAAGUCAAAGAUUGCAACUAGAAAUUAUUGUGUAAUUAGUGUAUGAUCAAGCAUAAUGCUCAGCAUUACCCGUUGAUUCAAAGUCUGUCUGAUAUGGAUUAUCAAAUAAAAUAAGUACCAUAGUUGCUCGAAAAGGACCUAGAUACUCUCAAAGCCAAAUUAUACUCCAUUCAAAAUCAUAUGACAAUCGAGAAGGACUAACUCAAGAAGCAAUUGAUCAAACUAUCUGAUAUUCUGAAAUCUCGAAUAAAUGCUGAAGUGGAUGACUUCUGUUCUUCUGCUUUGGAUUAUACAAAUUCCUAUUAUAAAUAGUAUGAAACUGAUAUAGGCAGUUUGCUCGGAGUAAUAUCUGAACACUUAAAUAUGGUAGCCCCUUACACAACGAGAGUGCGACCAAUAAAUGAAAAUCAAUUUGGAAUAAUGAUGGAUUUUCAAGAAAAGAUGCUUGGCAACAUUUUACCCACUCUAACCAAAAAGGCUGAAAUAAUUUCGAAACAAGUUCUGGAAAAUCAGUUAUAUAUGCGGACUGAUCAUUUUUAUGCAAUCGUAAAAACAGCUCUUGGAAAAGCACUGUAGUCUUAUAAUUUAUUCAAGAACAAUGAAUUCCAAAUAGAAUAAAAGCGAGCCAUGAAUGUACAACUAGACUAGGAGCCAGAGUUAGUCAAAUCAGCUAUUUACCCAAUGAGCGAAUUCAAAAGAAAUGCAAUGGAGUUAUUGAGAGAUCAUUAACAACCAGAAAGAAAGUCUGUAAGAGUUUAUAAAGCAGAGGAAGGAUUCAAUCUGCCAAAAAACCGAAGUUCAGCAGAAAACAGCGGAACCAGAUACAUUUAUGCAAAAGCCAUCAAUACAGUAUUAAGUGGACACACAGAUAUCGUGACUUGCAUUUGUAUCUUCUCUUAAUCUUCUUUAAUCUCUGCUGGGGGAGGUGGCAUCAUCAAAAUAUGGGAUAUUGACGGAGGAUUGGCAUUGGGGUAGAUGAAUGAACAUUCAGGAGAUGUGUGGGCAUUAACUAAAAUUAAUGAAAGCAGUUUCGGUAGCGCAAGUGCAGAUCAAACAGUGAGAAUUUGGAAUUAUUAAAGAAUGAUAUGUGAAAGUGUGUUAGUUGGACAUUUGCAACCUGUUAAGGCUUUGGUGUAUUUAAAGGAUUUAGAAUAAUUAGCAUCAGGUAGUUUAGACAGCACAAUUAAAAUAUGGACAACUAAUAGGCCUAAGUUAAAACUCACAAUGUAAAAUAGUUCAAAAGUUAGAGCAUUAUGUUAUGUUUAAGCCAAGGGACUUAUCGUUAGUGGAGGUGAGAACAUUCUAAGUGUGUUCAACAUAUUAAAUGGCUAUUGCAGAGAUUAAUUAGAAGGACAUACCGGAGAAAUAUUAUGUUUGAAGUAUCUACAAGAAUCGCUGAUGGGAGAAUUUAUGUCAGUCAUUGCUUCGGGAGGAGCAGAUAGAAAAAUUAUUAUAUGGAAUCUGGAUAGAGCCAUUAAACUGCACGUUUUUGCCGGACAUUAAGAAGCAGUCACUUGUCUAGCAUUUGAUAUCGAAAAUAGAUAAUUAUGGUCUGGUGGAGCUGAUAGAACUAUUAGAUGUUGGGACAUUGCAACAGGAAAGACUAUCUUAACUGCAAAAAGACAUUCCGAAUAAAUUAGCGCACUGGAAUAUAUGCCUGAAAGAGAGCUAGUCAUUAGUGGAAGUUGGGAUCAUAGGAUAAGAGUUACACAAAGAUCCAUUUUAAUGAAUUGA
This is a messenger RNA of Paramecium octaurelia, 1776 nucleotides long. Lineage: Eukaryota; Ciliophora; Oligohymenophorea; Peniculida; Parameciidae. The record is from the annotation of a GenBank genome assembly.